This is a messenger RNA of Clonostachys rhizophaga, 429 nucleotides long. The record is from the annotation of a GenBank genome assembly. Lineage: Eukaryota; Fungi; Ascomycota; Sordariomycetes; Hypocreales; Bionectriaceae.
AUGUAUAUCCCUCUGUCCCUGCCACCUCUCCGGUCGUUGGCGCCGUAUAAGCGUCUUGAUCCGGGGAAGCGAGACCAAAGCCAGAAGCAGAUUCAUGAACGCCACUUUCUGCACGAGGAUGCUUCCAUACAAAGCGCCGUCAAGCGCCGUCAGUUCUCUGAAGAUGGCACCAAGAAUGCGAACAUACGGACAGGCCUCAUAGUAGGUCUUGUCAUCGCCUUUUUCCUCAUCGAAAACGGCACCGUAAACAUCAUCACCAUCAUCAUCAUCAUCAUCAUCGUAGCGGCAAGAGCUCCAAAGGAAGCUCUCGAAGUUCUGGAAGCUCAAAAGAUUCCGAUGGAGGAGCUGCUGAAGCACCACCUGCAGCAGAAGCGGCAGCUGCAGAUCCGCCAGCCGCAGAUCCGCCACCAGAGGGCUGAAAACCGUCCC